Messenger RNA from Leguminivora glycinivorella, 933 nucleotides. RefSeq lists its product as uncharacterized. Gene Ontology annotation, cellular component: basement membrane. NCBI's taxonomy places the organism in Eukaryota, Metazoa, Arthropoda, Insecta, Lepidoptera, Tortricidae. The transcript is spliced from 5 exons. The record is from RefSeq and is a predicted model, not a curated record. Gene Ontology annotation, biological process: cell-matrix adhesion. Bases 37 to 747 code for a protein of 236 amino acids.
GCAAAUUGUGUUUCGUUUAAUUUGCAUUUUUUCUUGAUGCGCAGAUGUUUCUGUAGCGACGAAGACGGCAACAGGAUAUUUGGACAGAUGUGGAGGAGCGAGGCUGAUGAAAUGACUUGCGCUUGCAGUAGAAGAAGAGCUGAGCUAGAAGCUAAAGGUAGAACUGACGUGACUCUUCACUGUACCGCGAAUGGCAACUAUGACCCAUUGCAGUGUGAUGAUGGGGUCUGCUGGUGCGCCGAACCUCGCACUGGGCAGCCUACAGUCCCGCCGGUGCCUGAGGAAAAUAUGAAGACGCUUCCGUGUUACAGUGCCGCAAUGUUAGGAGAACAGUACCUCCGUCGCUGCGAAAGUCUUACCUACGCGCUAGGCAAGAUCCACCAAGAACAAUCAGAACACGGAACUAGUUUCCUGGGGAACCCCAAUACGUUCUGCGAUUACGACGGAAGCUACGGGCCUUAUCAGAUUCAGAACGGCAUUGCCUAUUGCACGAAUAAGGAGGGAGAAAUUCUAGGCGCCUGGCAGGUCAUGUCGAGUGAAAUGGCUGGAAUGAAUUGCAACUGCGCCCGUGACACAAUGAUGCAUUUCCCCGAACGCGGCAUGACCGUCACGGAGGUCUGCCAGGGCAACGGCAAUUAUCGCCCCAACCAGAACGUCGGCGAUGUAUACUAUUGCGUCGACAGGGAUGGCUAUUACAUCGAACUGCUUGAUCAGUGGCCUGCUGACCAAUGUGCUAGUUACGCAUAAAUAAAAAUGGUUAGCAGUAUUUUUUUUUUUCUUUAACAGCGGCAACGUUCGUCCUAACCAGAACGUCGGCGAUGUAUACUACUUCGUUGACAGGGAUGGCUAUUAUAGUGAACUGCUUGAUCAUGCAUAAUAGUGGCCUGCUGCAGACCAAUAUGCUAGUUAUGCAUAAAUAAAGUUGUCUUGUUA